UCUGUACUGAGUCUAUCACUCAGCCCAGUAAGACUUGCUACUCUUUAUAAGGUAAGAUGGUAUUGUGUUUAAAUAGAUUUAUAUUUUGAUGUUAAGUGUUUUCUUUGUUUUUCCAGCAUAUUGACAUAUUGUUUAACUUUACAGCGUGUUCCCCAAGUCGGCGCGCGCAUCAGUGGAGACAACCAAGGCACGUGCCUCUUACGUUCACUCAACUGGAGCAAGCAUGACCAAAGAAAGGUCAGUCAUCUCGACCGUCAGUGAACCCGACCAGCACGGCAAAGCGCCAAAAAAUAAUGCGUUUUCACUCACGCCAUGCAGAAGAAAAUCAAUAAAAAGCCAGUUGAAGACAAAGCUCUCCGCUUGUGGAAAUCGUAGGGCGAAAGCGAACGACAGGGAAAGACAUCGUAUGCACAAUCUUAAUUCUGCUCUAGACGCGCUGAGGAGAGUGCUUCCCACGUUCCCCGAUGACGCCAAGCUAACAAAAAUAGAGACCUUAAGAUUUGCGCACAAUUAUAUCUGGGCACUGACGGAAACUCUCAGAAUUACCGAGCACGUGGGACACACACCAGGUCUGGAUAUUAAUGAUGAACAUCCACAUGCAUCCGGUUCACUCACUUUAUACUGCACCUCUGCAAGCAACUCUUUAGCGAGCUGGACCGGAGCGCAAACUUACUACACAGAUCUGCUACUGGAAGAAUUUGACUGCACUUUUAUACAACAUCUGGCAUUUGGAUGCGAUAAAGACGAUGUAUUUAUGAGUAAAGGAUUUGAUCGUUUUUCACACCAGGGCAUUAGUAGCUGCACUUUGUGAUGCUUUCACUGAAUUAACGGGAAUAUCUCGUCUCUUACAUGAACUUUUGCGCUUCACUCCUUCCCAA
Messenger RNA from Hemibagrus wyckioides, 878 nucleotides. RefSeq names its product neurogenin 3 (gene neurog3). NCBI's taxonomy places the organism in Eukaryota, Metazoa, Chordata, Actinopteri, Siluriformes, Bagridae. The coding region runs from base 224 to 811 and encodes 195 amino acids. Gene Ontology annotation, molecular function: protein dimerization activity. The record is from RefSeq and is a predicted model, not a curated record. The transcript has a single exon.